Sparassis crispa is the source of this 1698-nucleotide messenger RNA. Its product is annotated as Phosphoglucomutase. Bases 1 to 1698 code for a protein of 565 amino acids. Gene Ontology annotation, molecular function: magnesium ion binding; phosphoglucomutase activity. Lineage: Eukaryota; Fungi; Basidiomycota; Agaricomycetes; Polyporales; Sparassidaceae. Gene Ontology annotation, biological process: carbohydrate metabolic process. Gene Ontology annotation, cellular component: cytosol. The transcript is spliced from 5 exons. The record is from RefSeq and is a predicted model, not a curated record.
AUGGCGUAUCAAGUCAAGGAGAUCCCGACAAAGCCCUACGAUGGGCAGAAACCUGGCACUUCCGGUCUCAGGAAGAGGGUGAAGGUCUUCCAGCAGGAGCAUUACACCGAGAAUUUUGUACAGGCCAUCUUUGACUCAAUCGACCCCAAGGGGUCUACUCUCGUCAUCGGUGGUGACGGCCGUUUCUUCUCCCCGGAGACUGUGCAAACGAUCCUUCAGAUCGGCUCUGCGAACGGAGUCGCGAAAUUCAUCAUAGGCCACAAUGCCAUUCUGUCUACCCCCGCUGCCUCGAACGUGAUCCGCAAGUACAAGGCAAACGGUGGUAUCCUGCUCACCGCCAGCCACAACCCUGGCGGUCCCAACAAUGAUUUCGGUAUCAAGUACAACGUGUCCAACGGGGGUCCGGCCCCGGAGAACGUGACGAACAAGAUCUUCGAGAAAUCGAAGGUCAUCGCGUCAUACAAGGUCAUCGAGCUGCCCCCUCUUGACCUCUCCAAGAUCGGCAGCUUUACGUAUGGCCCGACCAAGGUCGAGAUCAUCGACUCCGUCACGGACUACGUGCUGCUGCUCAAAUCAAUCUUCGACUUCCCGCUCAUCAAGUCGUUCUUGCUCACGAACGCAACCUCGUUCCGCGUACUGUUCGACGGUAUGCACGGAGUCACGGGUCCAUACGGCAGCGCGAUCUUCGUGGACGAGUUGGGGCUACCCGCGUCCUCGGUGCAGAACGCGGUGCCUCUGCCCGACUUCGGCGGAGGACACCCUGACCCUAACCUCACGUACGCGCACGAGCUCGUGGACCGCGUCGAGGCGGAGAACAUCCAGUUCGGCGCGGCGAGCGACGGUGACGGUGACCGGAACAUGAUCUACGGCAAGGGUGCGUUCGUGACGCCGAGCGACAGUGUCGCGAUCAUUGCAGAUUGGGCACAGGACGCGAUCCCGUACUUUAAGAACGGAAUUAAGGGUCUCGCGCGCAGCAUGCCUACCAGCGGCCAGAUCGAUUAUGUUGCGAAGAAGAAGGGUCUGGCGUGCCAUGUCGUGCCCACAGGCUGGAAAUUCUUCGGAAACCUCAUGGAUGCUGGACAGCUGUCAAUUUGCGGUGAGGAAUCGUUUGGCACAGGGUCAGACCACAUCCGGGAGAAAGACGGUGUGUGGGCGAUCGUCGCAUGGUUGAACAUCCUCGCGUAUGCGAACAAGCAGUCGCCAAACGAGCUCCUCGGUAUAAACGAGCUGCUGCAGAAGCACUAUGCGGUCUACGGGCGCUCGUUCUUCUCGCGCUAUGACUACGAGGAGGUCUCCUCUGAGGGUGCGCAGCAGCUCGUGGAUGCGCUGAACGCGCACAUCAGCAAGGGUUCACUUGCGAAGACAUCGCACACGUCCAAGACGACCGGGCAGACGUUCGAAGUCUCGGAGGUAUACAACUUCGACUACACGGACCCGAUCGACAAGAGCGUGUCGAAGAACCAGGGCCAGGUAGUGAAGUUCACCGACGGCAGCCGAGUCGUGUUCCGCCUCAGCGGCACCGGCAGCCACGGCGCGACCGUGCGGAUGUAUGUCGAGCGUUAUGUCGUGCCGGAGAAAGGCUUGGAGGAGCUCCGGAAGAACACCGCGGAAGGCCUCAAGGGUCUCAUCGAGGUCGCACUGGAGAUCAGCAACUUGACCAAGUUCUUGGGCAGGGAGAAGCCAACCGUCAUCACGUAG